Molecule: messenger RNA, 509 nt
Organism: Ipomoea nil (Japanese morning glory)
Lineage: Eukaryota; Viridiplantae; Streptophyta; Magnoliopsida; Solanales; Convolvulaceae
Exons: 1
Coding region: 98-508 (136 amino acids)
Cellular component (GO): cytoplasm
Source: RefSeq, a predicted model, not a curated record
UGAGGAGCUGAGGAGCUGAGGAAACUAAGACACAGAACUAAGCACUGGAAGUGAAACGUAUAAAUGGAACAGAGAGGCAGCUCAGGGGGCAUGCCCAAUGACUCCCCAAGAGGCUGCUAUUUUCCUUGAGGCAAUGGGGUAUCCGGCCAGCACAAAAAUCUACAUAGUCACAGGGACAAUUUUUGGGCAGAAUGGACUGAAUGCGUUGCAGGAGAAGUACCCAAAUGUAUACUCUCAUUCUAACUUGGCAACUGCAGAGGAGCUGAAGCCUUUUAUAAACAGGCACAAACAGCUAGCGGCCCUGGAUUACAUUGUGGCAGUUGAUAGUGAUGUCUUUGCUUACAUUUACUAUGGUAACAUAGCCAAGGCUGUUCGUGGCCAAAGGAUGUUUGAAAGCUUCCGGAAAACCACCAAUCCUGACAAGUACAUGACACUACCUGAUAUUCUGUUUUUUGGGGGUUUAAGCUGCUUUCCCACUUACUUGAUAUCAGUCUUUCACUUCGUCUGAG